AUAUUAUACUAAUUCAUUAGCUUUACUAUAAUUAGCUUAACCCUAUCCAUUGAUGAUGAUCACACCACUGUCCUUUCUAUCUCCACAUUUAUGGAGGUAUACAACAGAAACUGUACCUACACAUUUGUCUUCUCCAACAACAGUAAGAAAACACAGACAGGUGACAAUGGCAAGCAGCAAUGGCGAAAAUGAUCAGAAUCAAGGCAAGACUCAGCAUGGACAAAUUGGGCACAAGCAUCUCCUGCAAACUGAUGCUCUUCAUCAAUAUAUACUCGAAACCAGCGUGUAUCCGAAGGAGCAUCCGUUGUUGAAAGAACUUCGCGAGGUUACAGAAAAGCAUCCAUGGAAUUUGAUGGCCUCGUCGGAUGAUGGAGUGCAGCUGCUGAGCAUGAUAGUUAAGCUCAUCGAUGCCAAGAACACAAUCGAGAUUGGAGUUUACACCGGCUACUCGCUGCUCGCCACUGCCCUUGCCAUGCCGGAGAAUGGCAAGAUUUUGGCAAUAGAUCCAAACAGGGAGUGCUAUGAAAUAGGAUUACCGAUAAUUCGAAAGGCCGGCGUCGAACACAAGAUCGAUUUCAGGGAAAGUAAAGCACUCCCUAUUCUUGACAGCUUCAUUGAAGAUGGAGAGCAUCGCCGAGCAUUCGAUUUUGUGUUUGUAGACGCUGACAAGGACAACUACAAGAACUACCACAAGAGGUUGAUCGAGCUUGUGAAAGUUGGAGGAGUUAUCGGAUAUGAUAAUACCUUGUGGAACGGAUCCGUGGCUGCGCCAUUAGAUACACCCUACAAGAGCUACAUUUUGAACAGCCGCGGCUAUUUGAUCGAGUUCAACAAGAUGUUGGCGUGCGAUCCAAGGGUCGAGAUUUGCCAGCUCUCGGUUGGGGAUGGAAUCACAUUGUGCCGGCGUAUUACCUGA
Molecule: messenger RNA, 916 nt
Organism: Andrographis paniculata
Lineage: Eukaryota; Viridiplantae; Streptophyta; Magnoliopsida; Lamiales; Acanthaceae
Product: caffeoyl-CoA O-methyltransferase-like
Exons: 5
Coding region: 53-916 (287 amino acids)
Molecular function (GO): S-adenosylmethionine-dependent methyltransferase activity; O-methyltransferase activity
Source: RefSeq, a predicted model, not a curated record